Exserohilum turcica Et28A is the source of this 1337-nucleotide messenger RNA. RefSeq lists its product as uncharacterized. The record is from RefSeq and is a predicted model, not a curated record. Gene Ontology annotation, cellular component: plasma membrane. Bases 90 to 989 code for a protein of 299 amino acids. Gene Ontology annotation, molecular function: acetate transmembrane transporter activity. NCBI's taxonomy places the organism in Eukaryota, Fungi, Ascomycota, Dothideomycetes, Pleosporales, Pleosporaceae. The transcript is spliced from 4 exons.
GCCCUCCCUUCCCCAGACUCUCUCCACCAAAUCCACGAGUUAGUCCGGCCAAUCAGCACGCCAAAUCUCCGUCACCCAUACUCGACAUCAUGGCGACGGCUCGUGAGCACAACAACGCCGACCGCGGCGCGAGCUUUGAAAAGAACAUUAAUGAGACGAGUGCGACCGACCAUGCGGCUGGACCCAAUGGCGGUGCCAAGCAGAGGGUCCCCUAUGACUAUGGCGGCAACCCUCUCGCCCACGUUGCUACCAACGACCCGGAUCUCCGCCUGGCUGCCUUUGGCGGGGAAUUCCAACCUGGGCUAUACCGACCCCCGAACCGCAAGUUUGCCAACCCAGCUCCCCUGGGUCUCUCGGCUUUUGCCCUGACCACCUUUGUCCUGUCCCUCAUCAACGUGCGCACCCGUCACAUUGGUGAGCCAAGCAUUGUCGUCGCCAUUGCCUACGGUUAUGGCGGUCUUGUUCAGCUCCUGGCUGGCAUGUGGGAAAUGGCUGUCGGCAACACUUUUGGUGCUACUGCUCUCUCGUCCUAUGGAGGAUUUUGGAUCGCUUUCGGCAUCAUCCUCACUCCUGGUGGAUUCCAGAUUGAGGAGACUCUUGUCGCAAAGGGCGACUUUUUCAACUCGUUUGGUCUCUUCCUCAUGGGCUGGUUCAUCUUCACCUUCCUCCUGCUCCUCUGCACCUUGCGAUCCACGGUAGCCUUCUUCUUCCUCUUCUUCACUCUCGACAUGGCAUUCCUGCUCCUCGGCAUUGGAUACCUCAACGCCGACGCUGCAGGCCCACAGGGCGACUGCAUUAUUGCUGGUGGAGCUUUUGGUCUCAUGGCUGCUUUUGCUGCUUGGUAUAACGCCCUUGCCGGUAUCGCCGACAGUUCGAACAGCUUCUUUGUUAUCCCUGUUGCCCACUUCCCCUGGUCGGAGAAGGGUCGUGAGCGUCGCCAGAAGGUCGACAACUCGAUUGCUCGUGCCGAAGCUGGCCACACCGCUUAAUGCAGCAUGUUGUACGCUGUUAUGUAAAUGUCCAGGAUAUGUGCUUGCUUGUAAGCAUACGACAUAAUAUGGGAAAAGGGCCCAAUGUAUCAUGGAUAAAUGGGCUUCUUAUUGCGCGCACCAAGGGGGAAGAUGUGCAUCAGGGCAUGACAUGGAUCAUUGUCGUUGAGUCACGGCGAUGAUAUAAUUUUUUAAUAUCUACUUUUCCAAUACCCAAUCUUGAAGAUUUAUUUUCUGAAAUUGUGUUGGAUUGUAUAACAAAACGCCGGGGGUGUUCAUCAGUCAUAGGCAGAUUGACAGCAAGGCGCGUGUAGGGAGUAUCCCAGCCAAGCACGUGUAGAAUUUCCC